Messenger RNA from Cotesia congregata, 1047 nucleotides. NCBI's taxonomy places the organism in Eukaryota, Metazoa, Arthropoda, Insecta, Hymenoptera, Braconidae. The record is from the annotation of a GenBank genome assembly.
AUGUCCCGAUUAUGGCUGAACUUUUGUUUGUUGUCAUUUGUUACCUCCGUAGCUCCUCAAAGUAAUUUAUCUGCAUCAUUUCGCAAUGCCAAAUUUGAACAUUCUGCUAAAACUCUGUCCAAUUCAGAAGUCCGAACUCUCGCUUCUCUGUCAAAUGUGUCGCAUGUUGAAGAAGUUUUAAAUGAGAUUUGUAUUGUCAGAGUUGUCGGAAGUUUAAAUCAUGCCAAAGUUAAAAAUUACAUAAAAAGAACAAUGAGAAACCUCGGCUGGAGUUUAGAGACAGACGAGUUUUACGACGUAACUCCAACAUUCGGAAAGCUUAGAUUUGAAAAUAUAAUUACGACGCUUAAUCCAAAUGCUAAGAGAUAUUUAACUCUAGCUUGUCACUACGACUCUAAGUACUCGAGAGAAGGUAAUUUUGUUGGGGCUACAGACAGCGCAGUACCUUGCGCUCAAUUACUCAACUUGGCUACUGUUAUGCAAAAACAGUUGGAACCGCUCAAGCAUGCUGAAUUAAGCCUCAUGUUUAUAUUCUUCGAUGGAGAAGAAGCUUUCGAUACCUGGGGACCCACAGAUUCAAUUUAUGGAGCUCGACACUUGGCCGAUAAAUGGCAUUCUGUAAAACAAACUUAUGGAGACGAAGAUGACAUCAGCAAUUUGGAUAAAAUGGAUGUCUUGGUACUGUUAGAUUUAAUAGGAGCAACAGAUCCUAAUUUUUACAACUUCUUCGACAGUACGGUUCGUUGGUACUCUCAAUUGAUUUUAGCAGAAAAAAGUUUGGCUGACUUAUCUUUAUUGAAAAACUAUUUUGGACACAUACCUUCUCGGAAAUAUUUCCAGCCCCAGUCUGUGAACUCGUACAUCGAAGAUGAUCACAUACCUUUCCUUAAAAAAAACGUACCAAUCCUUCAUUUAAUACCGCACCCAUUUCCGGACGUUUGGCACAAGCCGAGUGAUAAUUUGCAAAACAUCGAUCUGACGACUACAGAAAACUUGAAUAAAAUUCUACGGCUGUUUGUGGCUAGUUAUUUUGGACUCAGUGUAUAA